This is a messenger RNA of Meloidogyne enterolobii, 465 nucleotides long. The record is from the annotation of a GenBank genome assembly. NCBI's taxonomy places the organism in Eukaryota, Metazoa, Nematoda, Chromadorea, Rhabditida, Meloidogynidae.
AUGAAUAGCGGUGUUGAAUACAGCAAUAUUCCUGUUUAUGGAAGGAAAAUGUUAAAUGAGUUUGAAAUGGGAAAGAGUGGAGGAGAUAAAGUAGUAGGAAAAAGUAAAGGAAAUGAACAAGGGAAAGGGAAAGAGAGUAAAGAUGCUAAAUUAAAUAAAAAUGUUCAAAAUAAUGCUGAUAAAAAAAGUAAAAAAUUAAAAAACAAAAAGACUCGAGAAGAGAAAUUCACAACUGAUUUGAGCGUGAAAAAUCCUUCUGUUGCACCAGAUGGGCUGAAAGAAGAGGAAAAGAAGGAGUUGAACAAAGCAAGUGAGAAAACAAAAAUUGAAAACAAUAAGGAGGAGGAGGAUGAAGAAAAUUGUGAGGAAGAUGAGUGGGAGGAUGAGGAUGAAAUUAACGGUUUUUUAGUUUUUAAAUUUUUGUAUGAAUAUAAAAAUCCCUUCAAAUUUAUCAAAAAAUCCUAA